This is a messenger RNA of Anarrhichthys ocellatus (wolf-eel), 2490 nucleotides long. RefSeq names its product beta-mannosidase-like. Gene Ontology annotation, molecular function: beta-mannosidase activity. Gene Ontology annotation, biological process: glycoprotein catabolic process. The coding region runs from base 977 to 1744 and encodes 255 amino acids. The transcript is spliced from 4 exons. The record is from RefSeq and is a predicted model, not a curated record. Lineage: Eukaryota; Metazoa; Chordata; Actinopteri; Perciformes; Anarhichadidae.
ACACACCACUCGGGUCAACUCUCUCUCUACACACCACUCGGCCUCAUAACGCUCUGAUCUCUCUCCUCCAGAUAUACAGUAUGAAUGAAAAGGUUCAAUCUGUACCCACCAGUCUUCCCUUUAUGUUAAUAAAUGCAGGUUUGGUCAGAAAACAUGCAGUGUUUUGCAUUCACUAUGACUGAUUUUUGCCGAUUCUAAAAAAGGUAUAUUUUAAUAUUUCUGCAUAAUAAACCGUGUUGGAAUUGGAGGAAAGCUGAGACUCUUGUGGAUCCAAUGAGACCAAUUGUAUUGAUGAGUGAUGAUGUUCUGAGAUCAUGUUUCUGUAGAAAAGACUUGUUGUGACCUCACGAAUAAUAUAUCUAUCUAUCACAGCUUCAUGAAACUCUACAACGCCUGACUACAGGCCGAGGACGCUCAGAGGAUGUGUGGCCCUCCUGGUAUAUCGAUAAUCGGAAGGUUUCUGAACCGUAUCGAGAACAGAAGUGCUGCCAUCUUUCAGAAAUCUGCAGAUGUCAAAAGUUCUAGAAAAAAAAUGGCAGCAUGGAUGUUUUUUACGGUCUUCAAGGUCUUUGUGUCAUAAUGCGGAAUUUUGGAAGGAUCUUUUUGCCAUUUGUUAUGAUUUUUGAGUGGUCAAGAAUUGUUGACUUUUGCUCCAAACCUGUGUAAAUAUUAGAUAUGAUGCAUCACAUACUUCCAUCAUAAUGUUUUAAGCCCUUUCACACUGUAUUUCCAUUCAUUUACCAUCUUUUAUUUAUGAUUCAUGACGAGAACAACUUGACACACCGCUGCAUCUCAAAUACAUCUUCAGGUUCCCAGCUCUCGUACAAUGUACAUCACUUCAUAUGACACGUAUGACACACGUAUGACACCACUUCUAUGUGGCGUCUACAGGUGACCCGCUGUCUCCCCCUAAAGACCCCCCCGUCUCCCGCUCUAAGAACACAGCUCACACGUAGUAACGUAUCAUGUGCAGGUGAUGCAGGCUCAGUGUGUGAAGUCACAGACGGAGUUCUAUCGGCGGAGUCGGAGUGAGAUCAUCGAGGGAAGAGGUCACACGAUGGGCGCUCUCUACUGGCAGCUCAACGACGUCUGGCAGGCGCCGUCCUGGUCAUCGAUCGAGUUCGGUGGGAAGUGGAAAAUGCUGCAUUAUUUUGCGCAGAACUUCUUCGCCGCCGUGCUGCCGGUGGGCUUCGAGGAUGGCGGCACGCUGUUCGUCUACGCCGUCUCAGACCUGAGUCCCGACCUGGAGCUCAGGGCUGUGGUGUCCGCGUACUCCUGGUCUGAUCUGGAUCCGGUGUGCACGCUGAAGUCGGACCUGCUCCCGGUCCCCGGAGGCAGCGUGGCGAUCGUUUUUAAACAGCCAGUCGCCGCCCUGCUGGCAGGAUGUGGAAGCUGCACCCGCCUCACCUGCCUGCUCACCUUCCACCUGGAGGACAGCGGCGGCCAGCAGGGUCCCACCAACCACCACUUCCUGUGCUCACCCAAAGACGCUCAGGGCCUCCAGAGACCCAACAUCACAGCUGUGGUGCAGGAGGAUCAGGCCGGCUACAGCGUCACCCUCCACUCUGCCUCUGUGGCUGCCUUCGUCUGGCUCGAUGUGGGAAACGUCCCCGGACGCUUCAGCUCCAACGGCUUCCUGAUGCUUUCUAGAAACAGGACGGUCAGCUUUGACGCUUGGCGUAAAACCAGCGUGGAAGAACUCUCCCGAUGGCUCACCAUCACGUCUUUAAGGGACGUAUACUGACCUGAGACCAGCCAGCCUCCACGUGCAGGUGAACCACAGUGCAGAGGCAGUCGAUUGUCUGUCCUUCAAGAUUUCAUCUUUGUGGGUUUUUGAGUGUCGGAAAGAUUAAUUUAUUUUUACCGAUGCCAAUUCCCUAAAUGUUUAAACUUGUUUUCUUGCUGAACCAAAGAUUUGUUUUUCCUCAUCGGAGCAGAAAAGCCUGAAAAUAUCCAAAGAAAGGAAACUAUUGAAGGUGUUUUUAGCAGCUGGAGACAACAGGCGGACCCACUGUGUUCACCAGGACCAUGAAGCAUGAAGCACACAAAGGAUGAAGGGUGAGCUUCAUGAAGGUGAACGAGCCAACACACAUCUCAGUCUUUGAUGAUUCAGCUGCUGAAACAGAUGAAUCCUUUAUUCAUUAAGUUAAAUGAAGUUUCCUCCUCCAAAGAGACGACACGUCGUCUGAACCGGUUCUGAUCUUUCGGAUCGUUUUGUGCUGUUCACAGAAAACGCUUUUCUUUUUGGAGUUUUUUCCUUUUUGCACAUUUCUCAGAUGAUGAACAGAGUGAAGACUCUUAACACUUGACCUCAUUGAUUAUGUAUUAGUAUUUGCAGUACUGUCUGAAUGUAGAUACAUUUCUGUAGCUUUGUUCUUGGACAUCAAAGAAUUUCAUUCUGUUGAUUGAUGUUUUUUGGUUGUUUUUUUUUUAACUAAUUGCAUCAACAGCAAUUCAGUGUUUAUAAAUGAAAAAUUACAAAAAUCAGAA